GGGUCUCAUCACAGGUCUGGAUUCACUCAAGUAUUUAUAGAAGAAGUGUGACCUAAAUAACCCGGUGUGCAGUCAGACCACGUCCCCUAAAAUACAGAGAGAGAAAGAAAACAACAACAGCUCCUUCUGUUAGAAAGGAGAGAAGAAGAUCUGUGGAGAGUUAAACCAUCAAUGUAACCCAGUGUCAUGGAUCAGGAGACAGCAGGAGGGAUUUUAGAUCAGGAUUUGGCAACUCAGCUCAUGAUUGAAGAAAGUCUACUGCAGGGCCACAAGCAAACCCAAGGCAAAAACUCUUCAUCUGAUGUUAUUAGGAUCAUUCACAUCAGCCCAGAGAGAGAGAAGAUUUUCAAUGCUAUUAAACAUGGUGACGAAGGGUCCCUCAGAAAGCUCACAGUUUACCAGCAUGCGUUCAGUGAAGAAGAUAACACCGGUUACAUCCCUUUACAUGAAGCUGCAAGCCAAAGCAACCAGAGCAUCCUUCACAUCACAUUUACUGCUUCUCAUGUGGAGUUAAAGGACAGAAGGACUCAUCGGGGUAAGACGCCUCUUUUCUUAGCUGUGGAGAAGGGAUUUUUAGACAACGCCUGUUUUCUGUUAGACAGCGCCUGUAGUCCAGAUACCCUGGACAAUGAGGAAGACUCACCUCUUGUUGUAGCCAUUAGAAACAACAAUUAUGAUAUGGUGAAGCUUCUGCUAAACUUCAAUGCUAAAGUUAAUCAAGAGGGAGCGCACAGAAGAACAGCCCUGCAUGAAGCCGCUCGGCUGGGCCUGAAAGAUUUAGUGGACUUGUUGUUGAAGUUUGGAGCUCAUCCUGACCCCAGGAGCUCUUUCGGCCUGACACCUUUAGCAUUAGCGGCACAGGCUGGACACCUGGAGAUUGUUCGGACACUCUUACAGAAAGGAGCUGAUGUGGAGUCUCAGGCUCAGGACAGCGCUACAAUCCUGUUUGAGGCCUCAGCUUCAGGAAACCCUGAUGUGAUUUCUCUACUGCUGGAAUACGGAGCUGACGCUAACGUACCCAGACACACCGGUCAUCUACCCAUCCAUAGAGCGGCUCACCGCGGACACCAGAAAGCUCUGGCUCUUCUGAUCCCCGUGACGACGUGUGAUGCUGUGGAUGACAGUGGUAUAAGUCCUCUACAUUCAGCGGCCGCUGGUGGACACACACGCUGUUUGGAGAUGUUGCUCAAGGCCGGUUACGACCCCAACUUCAUGCUGUACCCGUGGGUACGCCGUAACUAUGACGACAAGCGCCAGUCAGCCCUGUACUUUGCCGUGUCCAAUGACGACGUCGCCUCCACCAGGGUACUGUUGGAGGCCGGAGCAAUGCCCAACCAGGACCCAGUGAAAUGCCUACAGGUGGCGCUGCGCCUGGGCAACUAUGAGCUUAUCAGCGUCUUGCUUCGAUACGGUGCCAACGUCAACUACUACUGUCGGGUGAACACAACUCACUUUCCAUCGGCGUUACAGUACGCCCUGAAGGAUGAGGUCGUGCUACGGAUGCUGUGUAACUAUGGUUACGAUGUGAUGCGAUGCUUCGAUUGUCCAUAUGGAGAGGGCUCUCACGUUCCUGAUGAUUAUGAAGGCUGGAGUAAUACGGUCAUUAAGGAUACUCUGUUUUGUGAGGUCAUCUCUGUCUCAUGGCUGAAGCAUCUCUCUGGGAAUGUGGUGCGAGCCAUGCUGGACUACGUCGAUCACGUGAGCUUUUGUGCUAAACUCAAGGCUGUCAUCAUGGAGCAGAAACAGUGGCCAGAAAUCUGUCAAAUUCAAGAGAACGUCCGCGGUUUGCAGCAUCUCUGUAGGCUGAAGAUCAGGAGCUGUUUGGGUCGACUGCGUUUACGAGCUCCAGUUUUCAUGAGCUUUCUUCCUCUGCCAGACCGACUGAAACAAUACAUCUUAUACAAAGAAUAUGAUCUUUACAGUCAGCAGUGUCAAAGCAAAUGAGAUUUAGAUGAAUGUGGAUGGGAUGGGAUGCUCCCAGUAAUGUGAAGACUAGAAAUGAAAUAAUGUGGAGAGAAACCUUUUUUUUUUUUGCUUGGGGAUAUUUUCAUAUUAAGGGGUUCCCACACCUUAGUUAACUUCAAAUUCAAGGGCCUUUCAAGACCUUUCCAGGUCCAAUACCCUCAAAUUCAAGGACUAAAUUUAGGGAUUCAUUUCAAGUGAGAGCAAGGUUACAUCGUGUUACCUUUUAAGAUAAACGCGGGAGCCAGGAAGUAUAUCGCUAUCAUAAAUAUUGCCAAAGACGGCGUUACAGAGACUCAAGAAGUAUGGCAAGAGAGACGCAGCGUCUCGUUCCCUUCUCAGGGAAGAACAGUUACAUACGUAACCAGAGACGUUUUCUUGUGUCAAACACAACUAUGCAAAAAAAGCAUUUUGGUAUGAAUCAACAUUUGCAUAAAGAAGAUAUAAACAUUUAAAGCGAACAGUUUAACGUGUGUGCUUAAAAAGUCUAGAAUUUUUAUGAUAUUAUCCUACACUACACAGGGAAUAAUAUGGAUUUUUCCAGAAAACUUCUUGCAUAAAAUAGAUUCAAUCACUUUCAAUGACCUGUUUCUAUGUAUGUAUAUUUUCAAAAACUUUCCAGGGCCUUGAAUUAUUUCCCCCAGAUUCACAAACUUUCAAGGACCCGUGUGAACCCUGCAUAUUGGUUUAUAAGUGAUGUUUUUGUGCAAUAACAUUAUUCAGUCUGUGGUCUGAUGAAGAAGGUGCAGCACAAUACCAACACUGAGGCUGUGAACAACAUCUAGAGCAGUGGUUUUCAAACUGUUUUACGACAUUUUAUAAAAUACAUAAUUUUUUUUUAUAAAUUCUGUGCAAUUAAACCUCAGAAAAAUAAGGGAUACAUUGUACACAAGGGGGGCCGCGCCGAUAAAGUUUGAGAACCACUGAUCUAGAGAGGAUACUUUAUGGAAGGGAAUAUAUAUAAAAACAUACAUUUGUGCACACAUACAUAUCUACUUAUAAAGGAAGGUAAACUCAAGACUGGACUUCCCAGCUAAAAAAAAAAACACAGAAAAUUCUAUUGAUUUUAUUGGGAAUUUUAUUAGUUCUAAUGGAAUAUGGCCCAAAACACACUACAAUGUAGUGGUUUUAAUUGUAAAAGCUAAUGGUUCCUAUUGGUAUUUUAAUGGAAACCAUUAGAAUUUUCUGUAAUGGUUUUAUUGUUUUUUUCAGCAGGGCUAUAGAAAUAACUUGUAGAGAGUGGAGUUUUUUUUAAAUAAGAAAUGUAUAAAUUAUA
Molecule: messenger RNA, 3238 nt
Organism: Paramisgurnus dabryanus
Lineage: Eukaryota; Metazoa; Chordata; Actinopteri; Cypriniformes; Cobitidae
Gene: asb14a
Product: ankyrin repeat and SOCS box containing 14a
Biological process (GO): intracellular signal transduction
Molecular function (GO): protein binding
Source: RefSeq, a predicted model, not a curated record